This is a messenger RNA of Gossypium raimondii (Peruvian cotton), 788 nucleotides long. Its product is annotated as chalcone isomerase-like protein 1. Gene Ontology annotation, molecular function: intramolecular lyase activity. Bases 64 to 720 code for a protein of 218 amino acids. The record is from RefSeq and is a predicted model, not a curated record. NCBI's taxonomy places the organism in Eukaryota, Viridiplantae, Streptophyta, Magnoliopsida, Malvales, Malvaceae. The transcript is spliced from 4 exons.
UAAAACCAUCGUUAUUGUUUUUAAUUUCCAUUUGCGUUGUAAAGUUAUUUUAAGUUUUCAACAAUGGCGACCAGCUCUGAGAAUACCAUUGCCAAAGCUACUCAAGAAGUAACCAAUGAUGAAAAGGAAACAAAUGGAACUGAGGAAGUUGCAGUUGAACCAAAAACUGGGGUUUCUUUUCCUGUUAAAUUGGAUGAUGGGAAACAGCUCAAUUGUGUUGGUCUUAGGAAGAAAUCCAUGUUUGGAUUGGGCAUCAAGGUUUAUAGCUAUGGAAUGUACGCUCUGUUGAAGUCAAAGAUUGAGAAAGCCCUAGAAAAACCCACAAAAGAGCUCUAUCAAAUGGUGAUCAACAGUGAUGUGGAAAUUAUGGUAAGGUUGGUGAUUGUGUAUUCAAGCCUCACCAUUAGCAUGGUGAGAAAGAACUUUGGGGAAGGUCUAGGAGCAUCCAUCAAGAAACUAAAUGGUGGGAAGAAGAAUGAUGAGCUAGCCAACAAGGUUAUGGGACAAGCAUCAGAUGAUAUCAAGCUUACACUGGGUUCUCUUAUUGAGAUUUCUCGACUUCCAGGCUUUGUUCUUGAAACAAAAGUGAUGGGCGAAGUGAUAAGCAAGGUUGAGAGUGAACUUCUAUGCAGGGCUUAUAUCAACAUGUAUAUAGGAGAUGAUCCACUUGACAAAGAUGCCAAAGAUAAGUUUGGGAUCUCCUUGAUUUCCCUCUUCUAAAUUUCUAGGUUUAUGGAAGAAGGCACUGUUGGUUAAUAAGAUCUAUGAUUAUGCAACAAUGGCUAUGA